Messenger RNA from Drechmeria coniospora, 555 nucleotides. Its product is annotated as mediator of RNA polymerase II transcription subunit. The record is from RefSeq and is a predicted model, not a curated record. The coding region runs from base 1 to 555 and encodes 184 amino acids. Lineage: Eukaryota; Fungi; Ascomycota; Sordariomycetes; Hypocreales; Ophiocordycipitaceae. Gene Ontology annotation, cellular component: mediator complex; chromatin. Gene Ontology annotation, biological process: positive regulation of transcription by RNA polymerase II. Gene Ontology annotation, molecular function: transcription coregulator activity. The transcript has 3 exons.
AUGGCGCCCGUCGAACUAGUGAGCCACGAUGAACUUGAGCAGCAGCUCAAGGACAUCAUCCAGGACCUCUACAACAUCAUGGUCCAGGUCACCACCUACGACACCACAGGUCGCCCCAGCCGUGACGUCAUGUCCAACGAAAUAGAAACUCUUUCUCGUUCAAUCCAAGCAAUCUACGCAACCUCGACGUCACCACUCGUCGCCCUCCCUUCGGUGCCGCCCGAGCUUCUCGAGUACGUCGAGAAUGGUCGCAACCCCGACAUCUACACACGAGAAUUCGUCGAGCUUGUCCGCCGUGGCAACCAGCUCAUGAGCGGCAAGAUGGACGCGUUUGCCUCCUUCCGCGACGUCCUCGCGACCGAAAUGGCCAGCGCCAUGCCCGAGCUCAGAGAAGACGUCGAGCGCGUUCUCGAAGCCACCGGCGGCAGACCGCUGGGUUCGGCAGACGAUAAGGCCCUGAGCAAUAGUCCUGUCCCUGGAGGGCAGCUGGCCGAGUCGCAGAGUGCCAGUUCGACCAUGGCCGAUGGUUUCGGUCGCGCCGAGACAGGGAGUUGA